AUGGACGUGGAAAGCUGCGUCGAACUGCCUGACGGACAUCUCGUGAAUCUCUCCCCACGACCUCAAAGUAAAACCAAGUAUCAAGCAUACCGCGCUCAUUAUACGGCAUCUGAAGCGUCCACGAACUCGCCAGCACGCAAUUGUCAUCUUGUACCACCUACGGAGCUAGAAGAUCGCCGAUUAUCAGACGACAUCAUGUUCCAAAACGCCAAAACGACCAAGCUUCCAGUUCCAAAAUCAGUCUCUGACAGGGCUAGGGAUCAGCGGAAUCAAACUCCCAGCCCGACUGGAAUUCCUAAACUGUCUUCUGUUGGGUUUUCAUCUGGAGGAUCUGCGGGUCCCUCUGGGGAGCGAGAUCCAUACUGGAGGAAGAUACGUGACCGAUUCGAGAAGGAGUCACCUCUUUCACAGCGAGCCUCUUAUGUCCGAUCAAGGGAGAGUGAUAGGGCCCGAUCUAAGGAAGCGGCGGAGUCCUGGCAACACGAAAAAUAUCCCGCCAGAACUUCAGCGGGUGAUAAACCGGCGAGCCGAUCUCAAACUGCCAUUCCAAGCCCGAAUACCAAUAAUGCUAAGAUAACACCAAGUGUGCGACAUAAUCUUGCUCGCGACUCCGAGCCCCAGAAGAAGUGGCGAGUUGAGGGAGCUCAAUGGAUUAGUCCCAACUCCCGCGACAAGUCAGAUUUGACAGAUACGACCUCUGAUUCGAGUCCACACUCCAACCAGUCCAUCUCGCCAGUUUCUGCAGAUGACUCAAUGACAGACUGUGACUGGGAGGAUCGAUUUGUGGUCCACAUGCCUUCGGCCAAAGAUCCCAAUCCGCCUACCAUGACUGAGGAUCAGAUUGCUGAGUACCAACGAAGUAUUGAGAAAAAGCGUCGUUAUGGACGUGGAAUUCUCGAUUCAAAUACCAGGCCAAGUCCAAGAAGUUCUUUUGGUGAUGAGAGACGGGAUUCAUCAACGCACCGAGAGAAGCGAAGAGUAUCUGAUCAAUCCAAAAUCAACGAGAUUCGUGAAUCAGAACCACAGCAGACUAGACAGCAAGAAACCGACCGGUCCGCGAGUCAAACUUUGCAGGUACCUGGCUCUCAAGCACAGGGUCACUAUUACAGCCCAGAUGAAGUUGGCAAAAACCGUAUCAGCACCAUAUGGGAAGAAUCGCCCUCGAAAACCAAAGAGAAAAGGCUGUCACACACUGCCGACGGUUCUUUUUUAGGAUGCAAGGAGAUCAACGGUCCCAAAACGAGAAACCCAGACGAAAUUCUUCUCUUUGCGUCAGGAGAGGAUUCGACGACACUUCACCCUCGACCACUUGCGGUCGGAGCGAAGAAGAGGCUAAAGGAGAAAGCCUAUCGGGCGACCCGGAAGUCGGAGGAGGUCCUGAUCGUGCAAGAGGAAUGGCCACAAAUUUCUCAGAAUUCGAAGCAUGCCCAAUGCUUGAAGCCGUCGUCAGCGACAAUGUGCCAAGAAUCGACCUGCCGGGAGCAGGAGGUGACAACACCGGACUCCCAAGGCUCGAGCAAAGAGAACUCACGUCCCAGAGCAAGCAUGGAGAACUUACCAGGCAGGCUAGAAGACGGACGCAGCGAAGACGAUGUGUUCAUUAUCACACCCACUAUCACGCGUACUAUGAUUCCCACCGCGACACCAGAAAAAAAGGAAAAGGCAGAAAAAAAAGUCUCUGUUUUCAAAGUUCAAGGUCUUCGCCGUCCUGGUGGAACUGGUCAGUCUGGGACCGGAGAGGCAGUGAAGGCCGUUCGGGCAAAGGCUCAGGUCAUCUCUACACCUUUGGGGCUGCGACCCGCGACAGGUCCCGCGCAGCCCAAAUCAAGAGUGCUGUCACUCACAUCUUCCAAGGGAAGUUCUCCAAAAAGCAAACAAACGACGAAAGAGAAAGCCACACAAGAGGAAGAGCCGAAAGACAACAUCCAGAAGUCCAAGGAGACCGCCACCCCGGAAAAAGGAAAGUCAACUCCAGAGAAGGCAAAAGAGAAAGCCGAAAAGUCGACCAAUUCCAUACGUGGGUUCAUCCGUACCUCCGGUCUAGCAAGGUCUACAGGACUCGUUAGAUCGCCCACUGGGAGUUUGGCCACAAUCCUGCGCAAUGGAACCGAAUCAUUACGCAACCGGGCUGAGUCCUUUCGCAACGGCUCCGGCUCUCUUGUAAACCGCAAAGACUCGAGCUCUCCCGUUUCGCAAAUUUCUCCGCCAUCCAGAGAUAAUUCUGAGUCUUCAAGGUCCGACAGAUCUUUCCGGUCAGCGAAGGAGUCCCCGCCUUCAUCUACCAAACCUUCUCCUGUCAAAAAAGAGACACGAACUGCGAGAGUAUCUCUUGAGAAACCUCCCCCUCGAGAGAAGUCCCCUGCAGUGGAACCACAACCCCCGCCCAAGAAGCCUACGCCGCCACCACCACCAGAGAAGCGCACAACUGAGAAGCCAGCGUCUUCCGAUAAGUUCUCUCAGGCUGAACGGCUUGCUCGAGCAGAGAGACUAGAAAGAUUCAAGGAGCAAGCUCGAGCUCGAAGAGCUAUGAAAGUUGUGGAAAUCGCUGAAUUGGAUGGACAACAAGUAUCUGGGUCCAAAGAUAAUCUCCAAGCCAACAUCACAGACGUUCGCGAUGACCUGGGGGAACUUGAUCCCGUCGACACCGUCGACAAGGACGAUGAACCCUGCAAAGAAACUUCCAACAGUGUUGCUCUCUCUUUGAUCUUCGAGAUUGUCCUCAUGGCCAUAACCAAUAUGCACAGAUUUGGCCUUGAAACGACAGACAGUCCCUACGUCAAAUUCAUGAUAGUCAACGUCUUGAACAUGGUUCGUCAUUGCUACCAUGUUUUCAGUACCAUAUACCAGACGGUGACUGUCUAUCAAAAUACCGGUACCUGGCCCAAAGCCAGGAAUGAUCAGGCGAUCAGUCGUUUCUUGGUGGAACUCCUUCAAGCUGCGGUUUAUCUGAUUAUUCUCGGAUUCGGGUGUCUGGUUCUCAGUCGCGCUGCUGGAUACAUCCUUCUUGUUGGAAGCUGGAUACUGUGGUUUGCUAAACCAUUUGCCUGGGGAAUCCAAUCCCUUACCCGUGCCCUUAUAACAUGA
Molecule: messenger RNA, 3084 nt
Organism: Penicillium malachiteum
Lineage: Eukaryota; Fungi; Ascomycota; Eurotiomycetes; Eurotiales; Aspergillaceae
Product: putative NTP binding protein
Exons: 1
Coding region: 1-3084 (1027 amino acids)
Source: RefSeq, a predicted model, not a curated record